UCUAUGUGUUUCCUCUGACCCGGCCCCGACGAUCCCCACGUCACCGCAUCCCGUGGCGUCUACAAAGACGGCUUUUCCUGCCGCUCCCGCUAGCUCGACCCUCACCCACCUCCAGCUCCUUCUCGAUCUCACGUCAGAAAUGGAGAGGGAACGGCUUCUGUUGCUUGGAGUGGCUGUUGCUUUAUCGGCAUGUUGGUUCGGUUCGCUCGCUUCGGCACAGAUGAUUCAUCCGGGGGAAUUAAAAGCUUUGAAAGCAAUCCGUAACAAUCUUGGCGAUCCAUUAAAGCAUCUUCGCAACUGGAAGAAGAGCGAUCCUUGCACUUCCAACUGGACAGGGGUCAUCUGCACACAGAUCCUGGAUGAUGGCUACCUGCACAUUCAAGAACUGCGGUUGUUAAAUAAGAACCUGACGGGGACAUUAGCUCCUGAGCUUGGUGUACUCACCCAUGUGACUUACUUGGAUUUUAUGUGGAACAACAUAAGUGGCAGCAUACCAAAAGAGAUCGGCAACAUGACUUCUUUGCAACUCCUGCUUCUAAGUGGAAACAAUAUAUCGGGUCCUCUACCUGAUGAGCUCGGAUCCCUCCCCAAUAUAACGAAAUUUCAGCUGGACCUUAACCAAAUAUCAGGACCACUUCCCAGCUCAUUUGCGAAUUUGCUAACCGUUCAGCACUUUCACAUGAACAACAAUUCCAUCAGUGGCCAGAUUCCUCCUGAGCUCUCUAAGCUGCCUAAGCUUAAGCACUUCCUUCUGGAUAACAACAACUUGUCAGGUCAUCUCCCACCACAGCUCCACAUGAUGCGAAGUCUGACGAUUCUCCAACUGGACAACAACAAAUUUGAGGGGACUGAAAUCCCUCCUACUUAUUCAAACAUGUCCCGUCUCGUGAAAUUGAGUUUGAGAAACUGCAAUUUGACAGGUGCUAUUCCUGAUUUUAGCACCAUCCAGAGUCUUCUUUAUUUAGACCUUAGCUUAAAUUACCUAAGUGGAAGCAUACCCACAAAUAAGCUUUCUUCGAGUAUCACUACUAUUGAUCUCUCCCAUAAUCAACUUACAGGGACUAUUCCAUCAAAUUUUUCUGGUUUUACCCAGCUUCAAAAACUAUCUCUUCGUGACAAUUUCUUGUCCGGUGAUGUUCCAACCAAUAUAUGGCAGAAUAUCACUUUUAAGGCGACAUCAACACUAAAUUUGGAGUUCCAAAACAAUGCACUUACUAAUGUUGUGGGCAGUCUCAAUCCUCCUCCAAACGUCACAAUCAGGCUUCAAGGGAAUCCUGUUUGCAGAAGAGAGAACGAACUUGGCAUAGUCACCUACUGUGCACCUGAAGAUGGCAGCGCUGAUGCUCCUGCCAAUUAUACGUUCUUAAACAGCAGCAACUGCCCAUCUCAGCAUUGCCCCGGCUAUUUCGAACAUGUGCCUGAUGCCCCAGAUCCAUGCUACUGUGCCGCACCGCUCGGGGUUGGAGUUCGUUUACGCAGUCCUAGUAUUUAUGACUUCCGCCCAUAUGCUGAUGAGUUCAGAUCUUACGUAACCUCCAAUCUUGGCUUAGAACCCUAUCAGCUGGUGAUUGACUCCUUCAUAUGGCAGAAAGGUCCCAGGCUCCUAAUGUUUCUAAAGUUAUAUCCUGAGAUUGGCAAUUAUUCUGGUGAAUUCAGUGCAAGUGAGGUCCAACGACUUGUGAGCGAUUUUGCAACCUUUACAAUAAUUGGGAAUGAUACAUUUGGGCCCUAUGAUCUGCGAAAUUUUACUCUUGGAUAUUAUCAACCCGAUGUUAAUCUGCCAAUGAGCUCGGGCAUGAGCAAGGGGGUUCUGGCUGCAAUUGUACUUGGAUCCAUCUCUUCUGCUGGUGUCACAGGCCUAGCCAUUGCGUUUCUGUUCUACCGAAGACACCCUAGGAACCGGAAUCAAGGUUCAAGGACAAAAUCAGCUUCGAAACUUUCCAUGAAAGUCGAAGGAAUAAAAGAAUUUUCCUUUGCUGAUCUUGAGAAGGCGACAAGUAGCUUCGACAUCACUGCUCAGAUAGGACAAGGAGGUUACGGGAAAGUUUAUAAAGGUGUCUUAGGAGAUAGCACUGUGGUGGCAAUCAAACGUGCACAGCAAGGAUCGCUGCAGGGCCAACAAGAGUUCUUUACUGAAAUAGAAUUCUUGUCAAGGCUACACCAUCGCAACCUUGUUGCCUUAGUUGGGUACUGCGACGAAGAAAGUGAGCAGAUGUUGGUAUAUGAGUUCAUGCCAAAUGGUUCCCUUCAAAAUGUCUUAUCAGAUCGAUAUAGAAGCCCGUUGAGUUUUGCAGUCAGAUUGAGCAUCGCCUUGGGUUCAGCCAAGGGCAUUCUCUACCUUCAUACAGAAGCAGACCCUCCCAUCAUACACCGGGAUAUCAAAGCCAAUAAUAUAUUAAUAGACAGCAGAUUCAAUGCAAAAGUCGCAGACUUUGGAAUCUCGAGACUUGCUCCAUUGCCAAAUACUGAUGGUUAUGUGACUGCUCACAUAUCCACAAACGUAAAGGGCACGCCUGGCUACGUCGAUCCAGAGUACUUCUUGACACACAAGUUAACAGAAAAGAGUGAUGUUUACAGCCUUGGGAUUGUAUUUUUGGAGCUGUUGACAGGGAUGCAGCCCAUAUCUCAUGGUAGAAACAUUGUCAGGGAGGUGCUGCAAGCUUGUCAAUCUGGAUCGAUGUUCUCCAUCAUAGAUCGAAGCAUGGGGCCAUAUCCUUCUGAAUGUAUCAAGAAGUUCAUGGCAUUGGCCCUCAAGUGUUGCGAAGAUCAGACAAAGGCACGACCGACAAUGUUGGAGGUGGUACGAGAAUUGGAGAAUAUAUCUUCCAUGCUACCGGAAACCGACACUAUUGCCUCAGAAUCAGAACCUUCCAUUUCAGGAACGGGGGGUUCUGCCUCACAGCCUCUUUACGCCAGGAGAAGUCCAUACACAUCCACCGAUUUGAUUGGCAGUGACCUUGUAAGUGGCGUGAUACCCAAGAUCAGCCCCCGUUAAUGCGCCGUGAACGUUACGUCCGUGUUAACUAGGAUCUGUCACGCCAUGUAACGUAUCUUUCGGGCCCUCCAAGAGUGUUUUUCCAACGCAUGAAGAACUUGGCGAAUCAACCUUGUGCGAUCCUUUGACCUUCUGUAGCAUUCGGACCAAAGAACUUCGACAUGUUGGAAAUUUCUCGAAGUUUUCUAACAACUCAUGGAUGGCAUAAGUUCAAGAAUAGGACUCUACAAGAUCC
Rhodamnia argentea is the source of this 3230-nucleotide messenger RNA. RefSeq names its product probable LRR receptor-like serine/threonine-protein kinase At1g06840. Gene Ontology annotation, molecular function: protein kinase activity; protein binding; ATP binding. Gene Ontology annotation, biological process: protein phosphorylation. NCBI's taxonomy places the organism in Eukaryota, Viridiplantae, Streptophyta, Magnoliopsida, Myrtales, Myrtaceae. The record is from RefSeq and is a predicted model, not a curated record. The transcript is spliced from 22 exons. Bases 140 to 2995 code for a protein of 951 amino acids.